AGAACUGAGUAUGUCAUACUAGAUCGGACGUGGCCGAUUAAGACAAAGAAGAAGAAGAAGAAGAAGAAGAAGAAGAAGAAGAGUAUGUCAUAUAGCGAGAAAUAUAUUAAAGACAAAGUGACUGAAGGAUUGAAAGCUUCACACGUGGAGGUAAUAGAUGAAUCUGACGGUUGCGGUGCCAAAUUCUCGGUAGUCGUUGUCUCUAAUCUAUUCCAAGGAAAGCCCACUCUGCAACGUCACAGGCUUGUAUAUGGAGUCUUAGAAGAAGAAUUGAAAGCAAUUCAUGCUAUUUCAGUAACAACAUUAACACCAGAACAAUGGGAAAAUACGAGAACUUGAAUCUUAUUAAAUUUCUUUUGUAUAGAUAGAAAAUUGAUAACAGUUACUUUUGUCACAACUGUUUUGUGAGUGUUAGCCGUUUCUAACAAUUUAUAUAACAAAAGAAUAUAAUGCGAAUAUUAUCCAAGUGA
Molecule: messenger RNA, 470 nt
Organism: Cataglyphis hispanica
Lineage: Eukaryota; Metazoa; Arthropoda; Insecta; Hymenoptera; Formicidae
Product: bolA-like protein 2
Exons: 3
Coding region: 85-339 (84 amino acids)
Biological process (GO): intracellular iron ion homeostasis
Cellular component (GO): cytosol; nucleus
Molecular function (GO): 2 iron, 2 sulfur cluster binding
Source: RefSeq, a predicted model, not a curated record